Molecule: messenger RNA, 1740 nt
Organism: Candoia aspera
Lineage: Eukaryota; Metazoa; Chordata; Lepidosauria; Squamata; Candoiidae
Product: vomeronasal type-2 receptor 26-like
Exons: 5
Coding region: 1-1740 (579 amino acids)
Biological process (GO): G protein-coupled receptor signaling pathway
Cellular component (GO): plasma membrane
Molecular function (GO): G protein-coupled receptor activity
Source: RefSeq, a predicted model, not a curated record
AUGCUAGCCUUGCAAUUUGCUGUAGAGACCAUCAAUGACAGUCCAAGGAUCUUACCUAAUGCCACUCUGGGGCUCCAUGUUUUGAACAGCAAUUUCCAGGUCAAAUGGACUUACUGUGCCUCAGUGGAACUUCUCUCCACACGGGGCAAAUUUAUCCCUAACUACAAGUGUGAUGUGCAGGCUAAUGUAGCAGCGGUUAUCGGGGGGCCUAAUGCUGAUGUGUCUCUCUUCAUGGCAACCAUUUUGUCCACCUACAAGAUUCCACAGUUGGCAUAUGGGUCCUCGCCAGUGAUGAAUGACAUAGAGCAAAGAGUUUUCCUUCACCAGAUAUUCCCAGACAUCGACCAACAAUAUAAGGGGAUUCUCCAGCUAUUGCUCUACUUCCAAUGGAUGUGGAUUGGAGUGGUUCUCAUUCAGGAUGAGAGUGGGGAGAGAUUUGCAGAAAAUGAGCUGCCCAUGUUUGCCCAGGGAGUUCACAGCGAGGAAGUGCUGGGUUUCCAUCGGUUCCUUCAGCACAGGAAGCUCACAUCGAAAGAGGAAGAUGCUUUUUCCAGGGAUUUCUGGGAAGAGGCAUUUCAGUGUUCUUUCUCCAAUGCUACUGGAGAAACAAUGGCAGAAGAAAUCUGCACUGGAGAGGAGAACCUGGAGCAUCUUCCUGGGUCGAUUUUUGAAAUGAGCAUGACCAGCCACAGCUACAGCAUCUAUAAUGCUGUCCAUGUACAACCUCUUUCUCUGUGCAAUGCCCAUUGCAAUCCUGGUUACAGUCGGACAAAGAUUGAAGGGAAACCAUUUUGCUGCUACAGUUGUCAUCGAUGCCCAGAGGGGAAGAUUUCUCAUCUCAAUAAUUUGGAUGACUGUUUUCUAUGUCCAGACGACCAGCAUCCCAACAGGGGCCAGAAUUUGUGCCUUCCAAAAUACAUCAUUUUCCUGAAAUUUGAAGAGCCUUUGGGAAUCACGCUCAUUCUUUUUGCACUUUUUUUAAUUUUCCUCACAGCUUUGGUGCUUCACCUCUUCAUUAAGCACCGGGAGACCCCCAUCGUCAAAGCCAACAACCGGAACCUCAGCUAUGUUCUCCUCACUUCCCUCUUGCUUUCAUUCCUUAGCACUUUGCUCUUCAUUGGACAACCCACAAAGCUUAUGUGCCUCCUUCGACAAACAGCUUUCGGCCUCAUCUUUGCAGUAGCUGUUUCUUCAGUUUUGGCCAAGACCGUCAUUGUGGUCCUGGCUUUCAUGGCCACCACACCAGGAGCUGGAAUGAGAAAAUGGUCUGGGAAGCACCUGGCCAGCUCCAUUGUCCUAUCCUGCUCCUUUACUCAAUCCUUGAUUUACAGUGUGUGGUUGGUAACUGCUCCCCCCUUUCCAGAUGUUGACAUGUACUCCCUGAUGGAAGAAAUUAUCCUGGAGUGUAAUGAAGGAUCGGUCACCUUGUUUUACAGUGUCCUUGGAUUCCUAGGCUUUCUGGCUACCAUCAGCUUCAUGGUGGCCUUCCUGGCCAGGAACUUGCCUGACAGUUUCAAUGAAGCCAAGUUUAUUACCUUCAGCAUGCUGGUCUUCUGCAGUGUCUGGGUAUCCUUUGUUCCAACUUAUUUAAGCACCAAGGGCAAAUACAUGGUGGCCGUGGAGAUCUUUUCCAUCUUGGCCUCCAGUGCUGGCUUAUUGGUCUGCAUCUUUUCCCCCAAAAUGUAUAUUCUCAUACUGAGGCCUGAGCUGAACAGCAGGAAAUACUUAAGAAGAAAAUAA